Molecule: messenger RNA, 1001 nt
Organism: Paramacrobiotus metropolitanus
Lineage: Eukaryota; Metazoa; Tardigrada; Eutardigrada; Parachela; Macrobiotidae
Exons: 3
Coding region: 138-635 (165 amino acids)
Molecular function (GO): protein binding
Source: RefSeq, a predicted model, not a curated record
UGAGCGCUAAGCAGUAUGUAUUACACACUAAUUUUCCCCAAAAUUUGAGGGUGUGACUAGGUCUGUUGUAACUGAGUUUUAAAUACUAGUACCUGUUUCUUACUCACUCUGACGUUUAAACAUGUACGAACUGCAAAAUGGUCCCCGCAAGAAAGAAUGCUGGUUCGUCAGAAGAUACCAUACAUUUUAGCGUGCUAGAUGAGUUCAGACCACGGACAGUGAAUCCCCCAAAAGAAAUAACGCAGGACUCCUGGGGAUCUCGUUACUUGAUUAUCGCAGCCAUUCUAUGUUUAGCCGCAAUUCCUUAUUUCGCAGACGAAAUUGGUUUUCUGUGCGCUUUACUGCAUGCUCAUGCCGGCGACGCCGAUUCCCAGCAUAUGGUCGCUCAACACUUUCUGCAAGGUGUUGGAAUUACACAAAACAAAGAGCACGCUUCCAAGUGGUUUCGUCGUGCUUCCGAUAACGGAGACCACCGGGCAGGAUACAAUUUAGCACUCUCCCAUGUGCAUCGCACUCACGAAUCACUCCAGCCUGGGGAAGCCGAAGUUCUGAUAAAACGAGCAGCGGAUGCCGGACUGGAAGAAGCUAUUUAUGCUCUAGAAUACACAUGUGCCGGAGGAAAGUGUCGUCGUUAAUUUCAAAUUAUGCUCGAUAAAGAAAGCAGGUCCGGCUGAUGGACUACCGUUAUCGGUUUUAUUCUCAAGAUUAUGGAAGGAAACGUUCUAUCCGGCAAAGCCACGCCAUAGAAAUUAACCAACAAGUUAGCUGUAAAAAUCACUCAAAUAAAAUUAACAAAAUGGAAAAUCUCCAUCAAAUGUGUACACACGAACUCUAACGCGAUUACGAUGGAGAAUCCAUGAAACGUUGUACAAGGAGCGUCAAUCGUUUGAGAUCUCGCUGUUUACUUGAGUCAUUUUUAUCGUCAGCAAUUUCCUUCACAUAUUCUGAAAAAGACAUAGUCCGUUAAAUUUUACCAAACGACUGAAAUGAAAUUUCCAUAC